Messenger RNA from Acaulospora morrowiae, 2133 nucleotides. The record is from the annotation of a GenBank genome assembly. Lineage: Eukaryota; Fungi; Glomeromycota; Glomeromycetes; Diversisporales; Acaulosporaceae.
AUGAAAAACAAACGCAAAUUUUCUUCGGUUGACACUGUAAACGUCACUGAAACACCUUUGAAAAAUAAAAAUUCAAAAGGGAAUACUAAAAUUUUCAGUAAGAGGUCAAAAUUUUCCACCGAUUCUAAAAAUGCCACUGUCCGUUUGCAAGAAUUUCGCAGGGGACUACCGAUUUGGAAAGAAAGAGAAAAUUUAAUAAGAAUCGUCAAAGAUAAUGCAACUACCAUUAUUAUGGGAGAGAUGGGAAGCGGUAAAAGUACCCAAACACCACAAUUUUUGUUGGAUGCCGGUCUAACCUCAGAGAGUUCCAUAGCAUUGACACAGCCACGUCGAGUUGCAGCCAUUAGUUUAGCUUCAAGAGUUGCACGAGAGGUUGGGACGAAACUUGGUCACCGGGUCGGGUAUUCUGUUCGAUUCGACGAUAAAUCAUCGAAUGCUACUGUCAUCAAGUACCUUACCGAUGGAAUGCUACUACGUGAAUUACUUUCGGAUCCUUUACUUUUGAAUUAUUCUAUAGUCAUUUUAGAUGAAGCGCAUGAAAGGACAUUGCGUACGGAUAUUCUUUUCGGCAUGGUGAAAAGAGCACAAGAAAUUAGAGGAAAUAAGUUGAAAAACGUUGUUGAAACGAGAAAAUACAUUCCAUUGAAAGUAAUAGUCAUGAGUGCAACUUUGAAUUCGGAAAAAUUUGCUGCCUAUUUUAAUACUUCAGCAAUAUUAAAAAUUCCUGGUCGCCAAUUUCCAGUUAACAUACAUUACAGUAAUGUACCUCAGUCCGAUUAUCUGGAUGCUGCUCUUACGUGCACAUUACAGAUUCAUGUAGAACAACCGCCUGGUGAUAUUUUGGUGUUCCUACCAGGUCAGGAAGAUAUCGAAACUCUCGAAAAGUUAAUUUCUGAAUAUGGAACCAACUUGCCGCCGGACAAGCCAAAGAUCUUUACAUGUUUAUUAUUUGCUGCUCUUCCUACAGAGCAACAGACAAAAGUCUUUGAUCCUUCACCGCCAGGAACCCGUAAGGUGAUACUUGCCACCAACAUAGCAGAGACCUCGAUUACAAUUAGCGGUGUAAGAUACGUUGUGGAUACUGGAAAAUGUAAAAUCAGAAAAUUUAAUUCGAGGAUAAAGAUGGAAAUUCUAUCCGUAGAAAAUAUUUCUAAAAAUUCUGCAGACCAAAGGAUGGGAAGAGCUGGUCGAGAGGCACCGGGGUCCUGUUUUCGCUUGUACACGGAAGAGGAGUAUAAGAGAAUGGAAAAAGAUACUGAACCCGAAAUUAAGAGGUGCAAUCUCACAUCAAUCGUCUUAUUUUUAAAAGCUUUGGGUAUAGAAAAUGUGCUCGAAUUUGAUUACUUGGACGCCCCAUCAAGGAAUUUACUAAAAAGGGCUCUGGAGCAAUUGUUCAUCUUAAAGGCACUUGACAAUAAGGGUAAAAUUAAUGAUCUCGGCAAAAAAAUGGCAGAAUUUCCAAUUGAACCAAUGUUUGCACGAGUUCUUAUCGCAUCACAGUCUAUGGAAUGCACAAAAGAAGCAAUAGAUAUUGUUUCUUUACUCUCCGUCGAUUCCAUAUUUUUUUCUCCUCACGACCAACGAGAAAGUGCAAUGGAUAUGAAAAAGAAAUUUAUUUCACCACUUGGAGAUUUAAUAACAUUCUUGAAUGUUUUAAAAUCCUUUGAGGUGCAUAAGGGAAAUUCAGAUUGGUGCAGACAAAACUUUAUUAAUAAGCGAAAUAUGAAACAUGUAACUGACAUAAGAAAACAGUUGACUCAAUUGUGUGCUAGGAUGGACAUCUCUCCUGUGACUUCGUGUGGUGAAGAUUUUGAAAUAAUAUUGAAAUGCAUGUCAUUUGGUUUUUUCUGUCAAUCGGCAAUAUUACAACCGGACAAUAGUUAUAAAACAAUUUUGUCGAAUCAGAAUGUAAACAUUCAUCCAUCGUCGACUUUAUUCAAUAAAAAAAUAGAAGUAAUAAUGUAUACUGAACUUGUAAGUAUUAACGUCAAAACCAUAUAUAAAAAAUGUUUCGGUGAUACAAAGAAAUUGGCUGAUGGAUUCAGCGCCAAGUAUUUAGAUGCAUUCGGUUUGGAUAUCGGUUCACGUCAAAAGCCUAUUGAAAAUCCCUUGUUAGCUAAUUACGUAUUAUAA